Messenger RNA from Stylophora pistillata, 1197 nucleotides. RefSeq lists its product as uncharacterized. The record is from RefSeq and is a predicted model, not a curated record. Lineage: Eukaryota; Metazoa; Cnidaria; Anthozoa; Scleractinia; Pocilloporidae.
UCUAAGGAGGAACUUAUAGUUUCUGUGCUGUUUGAAGCUUACUAAUAGAGGCUCACCCAGAUACCGCAGUAAAACACGGCUAUGGCGUUGAAAGCAACUUUUCUGCUCAGCAUCGUUUUCUUGGCACUUACAGAAGCCAGCAACAAGAAUCCGCUAUAUUCCUCACGAUGCAAGGGAGAUUCUUGUCCCAGACCAAAGGAUUACUUACAAGAUAACAAGAAAUUUCGUCCUAUCUCCUGCCUUGAUUAUUUGCUUAAGGGUGCAUCCACCUGUGGUAUGUACCGCCUCUAUGACUCUACCGGCAACAGUUUCCCAGCCUACUGUGAUUUCAAGUCCGAGCCUGGUUUGGCAUGGACUCUGGUAAUGUCCUGGGCCAACAAAUAUCGUAAGGUGUCUAACCUCCGGGGAAAUCCUUUUAAGCAAAACGCUCCUGUGAACGAAAACUCUCUGAUCUGGAAUAUGUACCGCCUGAGUCUGACUCGAAUGAGGUCACUACAAGCCCACUCCACUCACUGGCGCGCAACCUGCAGCUACCCGACCCAUGGCGUUGAUUUCACAGACUACGUCCGCGGCAAUUUCAAGGACUUCAACAUUGUCGACUUUAUUGGGGGUGGUAAGUGCAAAAAGGUGGAGUUUGUGAAUAUCCGGGGGCACAUAGGUAUUCAUCUCACCGCAAAGUUUUGGCAGAGCACUAGUGCCAUGUUGCGCAUCGUCAGCAGCCAUGCUGGCUGCAAUUUUGACCCAAGGUCCGGUUCAGUGUCAGGCGAGGAUAACUUUGGUUAUUAUAGCGACAUCAACCACAAGUUCCGUUGCACAGCAGGUGAUCUUUCCACCACCCAGUGGUGGUUUGGCGCCCAUCUGUGACCAGCAGUGGCACCAAGAGGGUCUUCAAAAAGACAGAAAACGAAGCUCUCAGCGGAAAAGUAUUCAUUCUGCAAACUAGAUUUAGGAAAUAACAAUGUAACCUUUCGAAUACUCUUCAAUAAAGACUGAGGUCUCAAAGAACUGAGCGGUGAAUGUAUCCUUGCUGAGAAGCUUUUGGUUAUUGUUGCGUUUCUUUUAUGCGCUCUUUUGACGAGAAGAAACUUCAAUGCCAUAAUACAUUUUUUGUACAAGUUUCUUUCAGCUUCGUCACAACAAUGCACGUGCGUAAAUGCCAUCAUGCUCAUUGGCUGAGAGCAGGUCAAGGUCCCAAUC